Messenger RNA from Podarcis raffonei (Aeolian wall lizard), 1294 nucleotides. It is a transcript of the gene DPH5, whose product is annotated as diphthamide biosynthesis 5. Gene Ontology annotation, molecular function: diphthine synthase activity. Gene Ontology annotation, biological process: protein histidyl modification to diphthamide. Lineage: Eukaryota; Metazoa; Chordata; Lepidosauria; Squamata; Lacertidae. The record is from RefSeq and is a predicted model, not a curated record. The transcript is spliced from 8 exons. The coding region runs from base 181 to 1026 and encodes 281 amino acids.
AAGCCGCUCGCUUUACGGCAAAGCGGCGGGGAUGCCCGGAAGAGGCAGCGGCGGCUUGAGAAGCGCUCCGCUGGCGGCGCACGUGUUGCAAAGCCCUCCACCCUGGAAUUGGUGUCUAUUCUUUUCCAUUCCUUAAAUUUAAUAAUAAUAAUAAUAAUAAUAAUAAUAAUAAUAAUAAUAAUGCUUUACCUGAUUGGACUUGGACUUGGAGAUGCCAAAGAUAUUACAGUUAAAGGCCUGGAGGUAAUAAAGCAGUGUAGCCGAGUGUACCUGGAAGCCUACACGUCGAUCCUCACGGUUGGAAAGGAAGCACUGGAGGAGUUCUAUGGCAAAGAACUGAUUCUCGCCGACAGAGAAACUGUAGAACAAGAAGCAGAUACAAUCCUGAAGGGUGCACAUCAAUGUGACGUGGCUUUUCUUGUAGUUGGAGAUCCUUUUGGGGCGACUACACACAGUGACCUUGUCCUCCGGGCGGUGAAGUUGGGAGUGCCCUACAGAGUCAUCCACAAUGCCUCCAUACUCAACGCCGUCGGCUGUUGCGGCCUGCAGCUCUACAAUUUCGGAGAAGUUGUGUCUGUCGUUUUCUGGACCGAUACGUGGAAGCCCGAGAGCUUUUACGACAAAAUAGCCAAAAACAGAAGAAACGGCAUGCACACCCUCUGCUUGCUUGACAUUAAAGUCAAGGAACAAUCGCUGGAGAAUCUCAUGAAGGGGAAGAAGAUUUAUGAGCCACCCAGGUAUAUGAGCGUGAACCAGGCAGCGGAGCAGCUUCUCGCUAUUGUGCAAAACAGGCGGCUACAAGGCGAAGAACCAGAAAUUGCAGAAAACACCAUCUGCGUAGGCUUAGCAAGAGUGGGCGCAGUGGAUCAAAAGAUUGCUUCCGGUACUCUACAGGAAAUGACUACGGUGGCAUUAGGCGAUCCUCUACACUCUUUGAUCAUAACUGGAACUUUGCAUCCGUUGGAAUUAGACAUGCUCAAGCUUUUUGCAGUUGACAAAUCCAUUUUUGAGCACGUGGCUGAAUAAAUACUUGUUUACGCACAUGCUUUGAGCUGAAUCUGGUGUCACUAGUUAGCCAGUGUUUUGCAAGAGGGGGAAGCCCACCCCAACUGCCCAAGUAGACUGCCAGAAAGUCCUGUUGCCAGUCUCUAUGAAGACACCAAACUAUUUAUCAAGGAAUACAACCCGUGGAGCAAUUAUCAAGUCUGGUUGUUUGGCAGGCUGCCUAAAUUCGGUAUGAAAUGCAUUUUUUAAAAAAAGUUACCUACCAAUAAAAAGCCAGUUCAGAAUGAAA